This is a messenger RNA of Diprion similis, 754 nucleotides long. It is a transcript of the gene Pfdn6, whose product is annotated as prefoldin subunit 6. Gene Ontology annotation, molecular function: protein-folding chaperone binding. Gene Ontology annotation, cellular component: cytoplasm; prefoldin complex. Gene Ontology annotation, biological process: protein folding; chaperone-mediated protein complex assembly. Bases 218 to 598 code for a protein of 126 amino acids. The record is from RefSeq and is a predicted model, not a curated record. NCBI's taxonomy places the organism in Eukaryota, Metazoa, Arthropoda, Insecta, Hymenoptera, Diprionidae. The transcript has 3 exons.
CAGUUCCACUGGAUUUUUGCAAUAGCAGUCGAAUUUUCCACCUACAUUCAAUUGCUUCGGUUUCCGGAAUUGCGUGAUGUUUCCACCUAACCUAACAUUUAUAGAAUCCUGCUAAGUUGUGCAAAUCAGGGUAUUACAGAAAUAAAUAAUUGACCAUCGUUUCAUCGCAAUUCUUCAUUCAAUUUGACACGGUAAUAUCUACGUUACCUAUAUUAAAAUGGUUGAUGAGAUUCAGAAGAAGCUCCAAGCUGAACUUGACAAAUUUAAAAUUGCCCAAAAAGAUUACCACAAGGCUCUUCUACAACGGCAGCAACUCGAUGGACAGUUAAAUGAAAAUACCGCUGUAAAACAAGAAUUGGAUCUCUUAAAAUCGGGGAACGAAGUUUUCAAGUUAAUCGGUCCAGUCUUAGUUAAGCAGGACUUGGAAGAGGCAAAGCAAAAUGUUGUUAAAAGAAUGGAGUACAUUUCUGCCGAAUUAAAACGUACUGAAGAUUUGAUAGCGACCUUGGACAAAAAGCAAGAUACUCACCGUGAGGCACUGGCUAAACUUCAGCAAUCCUUUCAACAGGCUCAGUUGAAGGCAGCUAUGAAGGCCUAAAAACGAUCGGAAAAUACAUAAUUGUUAAUAAUCUACUAAAUAAUUCACUACUGCUAUGUACGCUUUGCGAUUAUCUUGUCAUCUGAAGUCCGUAAUGUGAACGUUAUAAUUCUCAUUCAUAUUUUUCAUUAAAUACAUUAAUUAUCUAAUACAUAA